AUGGCAUCCCAAGUACCUCGCACCCCCGCUGGGCCAUUCGGCUCCUACCGAUCCCCAUAUGCGCCCAAAUACACCGUCCCAACCAAGGUUGCCGGAUUCACUGUCACCCAGGGCAUGAGAAUGAUGCCAAUGGCAGCCGCCUUGGGCACUGCAACCGGUAUCUUCGCCGUUUUCUUCCUUGGAGAUACCCCACGUGUCCGGGAAGAUAUCCUUAUGAACAUUCCUCUUAUCGGAAGUUACUGGGAGAGAUCUAUUGCUCCAGAGGACAACCCAUUCUAA
This is a messenger RNA of Nannizzia gypsea CBS 118893, 279 nucleotides long. RefSeq lists its product as hypothetical. Lineage: Eukaryota; Fungi; Ascomycota; Eurotiomycetes; Onygenales; Arthrodermataceae. The coding region runs from base 1 to 279 and encodes 92 amino acids. Gene Ontology annotation, biological process: mitochondrial electron transport, ubiquinol to cytochrome c. The transcript has 5 exons. The record is from RefSeq and is a predicted model, not a curated record.